Molecule: messenger RNA, 1188 nt
Organism: Triticum turgidum subsp. durum (durum wheat)
Lineage: Eukaryota; Viridiplantae; Streptophyta; Magnoliopsida; Poales; Poaceae
Source: the annotation of a GenBank genome assembly
AUGGAAGGCGAGGCGCGGCGGCCGCCGGCGUGCGUAUCCAAGGUGCUCGACGACGACAACCUCCUGACGGAGAUCAUCGUCCGCGUCGGCUUCCCCACCAGCCUCGUCCGCGCCGCCGGCGUCUGCAGGCGCUGGCUCAGCCACGCCUCCGACCGCGCAUUGCUCCGCCGUUUCCGCGAGCUCCACCCUCCCAGACUCCUCGGCUUCUACAUCGUAGAGUGGGGGUAUCCGGCCGCCGCACGCUUCUUCCCCAUACUGCCUCAGCCCCCAGAGCUCGCUGCCGUCGUCCGCCGCGCAAACUUCAGCGAGGGGCUACCCUUCUCCAAAAAAGAAGGGGAUACCAUGGUGGGCUGCUCGAACGGCAGCGUCUUCACCCGCCGCCUAAACUUCACCAGCUGCAGAAACUUCGACCUGGACACCUACGAGCUUGUAUUCACAGUGCACAGCCCGCUGCGCUAUGAAGGAGGUAUGGCCGUCCUCCCAGGAUUACAUCUCAGAAUGCCCUCUUUGUACAGUUGGGCACAACUCUUCUCCAAAGAAGAUGGGGACGGGUCGUCCUACUUUUACGUCACGGUGGAGGCCCUGGAUACCAUGGUACCUACGUUAAAUGUUUAUAUGUUGGGAAAUGGUGAUGCUGCCUGGCACAAACAUCUCACGUUGGCGUCGGACCUCCUCUGCCGUCCAUCUAGUCCGAAAGGCGUGCUCGUUGACAACAAAAUCUAUGUCGCGACCUACAAUGCAAUUGUUGUCCUGGAUUUGACAUCCUCAACCUUAUCGACAAUUCAGCUCCCACACGGGGUGGGUUUUGGCCUAGGCGCCACCGUGUUGUCACGGGCCGAUGAUGGUUCUGUUUUAUAUCUCAUCCAUAUCAAAGAGCUUCAACUUCACAUCUGGCUCCACAAUGGGGACAACUGGCUGCUGGUGGACACCAUUUGCUUGAGUGAAAUGUGUGCUAGUUUUCCUGAGGAUGAGCUUACUAGUAUCCGGAUAAACCAUGUGGGGGACUAUAAUGAGUAUGUAUUCUUGGAGAUGGAUCAAUAUGCACUCUACUUGGAUGUCAAGUGCAGGACGCUGCGUAAGGUGUGCGAGAUGACAGCAGAUGAGUAUUCUUUGGGUGAUAUCUAUCCUUUUAUGAUGAGCUGGCCUCCCAUUUUCCCUACUCUCAGUCCUGCAAGGGAUGCCACUUGA